CAUUAUUGGAAGAGCUUAGUCGUGAUCUACUAACGGGCGUGUGCACAUCAAUCGGCAAUAUGAGAAAAAUCAUUAUUUCGGCAUUGGUUGCAUUAUUGCAUUUCGGUUUCUGCUUAUCUGUCAACGACUAUUCAAACAAAUUUCAUAGUAUCUAUGGAUGUAAGCAGAUGAGUACGUUAAAUAACUACAAUGAACCCGUGACUUAUCUUCCCGUGGAGAAAUUUGAGCAUGUCGGCACUGGAGACAACUAUACUUUCUUUAGGCUUGGAGUUUUCGGUAGGAGUGAUGCCGUUAUUCGGUUUUCUAAGGUUCCGAUGCCGUACAACAAUGACAUUGUGCAUGAACUUGUUAUCGGAGCUGGAGCUAACAAUCGCAUCGAGAUUCGGCGGCAGACAAGAUUCAACGCGUUAUUGUUCACCAACAACGUAAUCAAACAAAUCCAAACUCCGAACAUUCUCUCAGAAAGUGAGCCAUUUGUAAUGCGGAUGGAUUUUGUUAAAAAUGGAUCGGUGCUUUUGACCAAAGACAGUGAGACGAAACCAUUUUUGGAAUUUUCCGAUCCAACUGCGAAGAUUAGCUACAAAUACAUUGGAUUCUCCAACUGGCUAUCAAAGACAAUUUAUUUCUUCGAUUGUCCUAUGUAUAACUUCAAUGUCAGAGUCGAUAGAUUCAAUGUAUAGUGCAUGAAAUUAUGUAUGUAUAUUUUGAUUGUAUGUAAAUAAAUUAUGUUUAAAAUUAUUCAAACCUUUUAA
Molecule: messenger RNA, 752 nt
Organism: Aedes aegypti (yellow fever mosquito)
Lineage: Eukaryota; Metazoa; Arthropoda; Insecta; Diptera; Culicidae
Exons: 2
Coding region: 60-680 (206 amino acids)
Source: RefSeq, a predicted model, not a curated record